Pochonia chlamydosporia 170 is the source of this 1071-nucleotide messenger RNA. Its product is annotated as prohibitin. The transcript has 2 exons. Gene Ontology annotation, biological process: ribosomal large subunit biogenesis. The record is from RefSeq and is a predicted model, not a curated record. Gene Ontology annotation, cellular component: preribosome, large subunit precursor. NCBI's taxonomy places the organism in Eukaryota, Fungi, Ascomycota, Sordariomycetes, Hypocreales, Clavicipitaceae. Bases 1 to 1071 code for a protein of 356 amino acids.
AUGGACGGAAUAGACGCUACGACGAGCACCACUACCAGCGCCCCAUUCAGCGAGCACAAACCUCAGACUCCCACCUUUUGCAGGAUAUGUGAUCGGGCAUUAUCAGAAAACGAAUCAUGGCGGCAACAUUUAAAGGACGAAUGGCACGUCUAUAAUCUUCGCCUCUCAGUAGCAGAGCCUGGCACGAUUGUCUUGCCGCCAUCAACAAAGCGCAAUCCGGUCACCGAUACUACCCAAAAGGCAAAGGCCACAAGACGCGAUGUCGCAGAGAGUAAAUCCCCAAGUUCAAGCGAAGACACCGCGGAAAGCGACUCGGAAGAUCCCGAGGCGGUAGAGUUUGUGCCAAGUCGCUGUUUAUUCUGUGGUUUCACCAGCCAUACAUUCGACGACAAUAUGGCACACAUGUCGACGGCUCACACUUUUUUCAUCCCAUCUCAAAAGUUUCUGGCAGUCGACCUCGAGACUCUUAUUUGGUAUCUUAAUUUAGUCAUUUACGGCUAUAAAGAGUGUAUAUCAUGCGGUUCCCGGAGCAAUACGGUUGAAGGCAUUCAGCAACACAUGGUGGCAAAGGGACAUUGUCGCUUUGACAUUUCCCCAGACACCGAAGACUUUUACGACAUCCCUGCCCGCGACCGCCAAGAACUGAAUAAACGACUGCAUCCUGACGACGACUCACUGCGACUACCUUCAGGUAAACUCUUAAGUCAUCGAGAUCAACAAAGUGUGCCUGCAGAGCGACGAAAUCGUCCGGCGAGACCGCAAGCUCUUACUCCUCCUACAUCGAGUCUAACGAAAGCCGGUUCCAGCUCCGAAGUUGCGACUCAAGAAAAGACUGAUGAUUCUAUUAUCAUCGCUGCUCAGCUUUCUCGGCUUAGUGCGGGUGACCGUACCAGCUUACAGCACCUGCCUAGCCAUGAGAUUCGGUCAAUGUUGGCGCUCAGGAUGAAGCAAAUAGACAGGUCACGGCGACAGGAGCUCAAGUCUAAGCUCAAACAUGGAAAGAUGGAGAAUGUACUUCUGAAGAAGUUUUCCAGGUCUGAUGUACCCACCAGACAAAGCAUCUGGGGUUAA